GCCAAAUUAUAGAAGUCCAUCGAUGACGUGUACAUAGAGGUCCUUUCUCACUUCCGGGUGUGAGUAAACAGCUCGCAAGCCGAGUUGCCUCGCCUUAAUAAUGUCUAAAGUAACAUUUAAAAUCACGCUGACGUCGGACCCCCGGCUCCCGUUUAAAGUAUUAAGUGUCCCAGAGAGCACGCCGUUCACCGCAGUUUUGAAAUUUGCGGCAGAGGAGUUCAAGGUGCCGUCAGCCACAAGCGCCAUCAUCACUAAUGACGGAAUUGGGAUCAACCCUGCGCAGACAGCAGGCAACGUGUUCCUAAAGCACGGAUCAGAGCUGCGCAUCAUUCCCAGAGACCGAGUCGGGGGACGAAGAGACCGACGCCGCUCGUCUCCGCAGAGGAGACCGUGAUUGAGCCCCGCCUUGCAUCCUAUUUAUGUACUGCUCGACAGUGUGUUUGAGUGUCUGUAACGUAUACACUUACAAUGACUCACUACACGCUGCCCGUUUUUUCAUCCCUCAGUAAAUGUAUGGAAACGUCUACAUUUAUAAUCCUUCUAAAUUACAAUAAAACACCGCUCACACGACACACAAUUUAGUUUUUUCUCCCCUACCGUAUACGGUAGCUGAAUUGAACAUCCCGCCCACGAGAACUUCAACCCAGAACAUUUGGAGGACCGUUGUGUUUUUCGGAACUUAUGUCAAAAUGCAAUUUAUCGAGCCCUCAAAAAAACCCUUCUAGUGUCCUAGGAGUCCACGAAUCAGUGGUUCUACUAAUUAAAAAAAAAAAAAAAAAAGAUUUAAAUGAGGCAACUGUAACAAGCACAAAUCUGAACACAUCAGAUUGGAGCCGUUUUUAGUUUAAGGAACUCCAGUGGAUAGAAAAAAAAUCCAGUUCCCCCUAUUUUGUGAUAUGUUGGAACAGGAUUAGUUCAAUCUUAAUUUAUGAGGGUGUGCACACUUGUGCAACCAGUAGCAGUCUGUUUUUAUUUUCCCAAUCAAGAGUCAUUUGCGUUGUUAUGCUUGGAAAACUUUAGAAAAGAUUUCCCUUGGUAUCUUUUUUUUCUAUAUUUCAGAAAAAACAUGGCAUUCAAAGAGAGCUGUUUAGACAUUUUAUAUCUAUUGUAAAGUAACAAAAACUAAAAGUCCCUGAAAGUGAAAAUUAACUUUGAAUGAAGAAAUGGCUGCGAUACGCCGUAUCAGGAAGUAGAAGCACGUGAUUCUUGCAUUUCCUGUUUCUGGGUGAGGACUGAUUGUUUAGGAGCAGGCUUGUUUUGGUAACAUUUAUGAAAUAAACACGUAAAUUAAUGUCAA
Molecule: messenger RNA, 1297 nt
Organism: Syngnathoides biaculeatus (alligator pipefish)
Lineage: Eukaryota; Metazoa; Chordata; Actinopteri; Syngnathiformes; Syngnathidae
Gene: ufm1
Product: ubiquitin-fold modifier 1
Exons: 6
Coding region: 101-394 (97 amino acids)
Biological process (GO): protein K69-linked ufmylation
Cellular component (GO): nucleus; cytoplasm
Source: RefSeq, a predicted model, not a curated record